Messenger RNA from Bufo bufo (common toad), 3381 nucleotides. RefSeq names its product torsin-1A-interacting protein 1-like. The coding region runs from base 151 to 1959 and encodes 602 amino acids. The record is from RefSeq and is a predicted model, not a curated record. The transcript is spliced from 21 exons. Gene Ontology annotation, cellular component: membrane. Gene Ontology annotation, biological process: membrane organization. NCBI's taxonomy places the organism in Eukaryota, Metazoa, Chordata, Amphibia, Anura, Bufonidae. Gene Ontology annotation, molecular function: ATPase activator activity.
GGUGCAGCACGAAUAUCUCUCCCUCGGAAACAAAAGCUUUAUAGAAUAGUUGAUUCACCAGGAAGUAAGACUUUCAAAAAAAAAAAAAAAAAAACACACACCCAUCCUCCUCCUCCUCUCGUGUGCUGUGGACUACUCCGUUGGUUGGACAUGGCUUCUCGGAGAAGAGGCGCGAAUACCGGCAUUUCCUCACCUGGAGCGACCAGUUCAUACUCUCUUAGGGAUCGCACAAGGGGCAAAGGUGACGUUUCUGCGCUUUCUCGUUUGGCAAUCAAGAAUGCUGGUAAAGAAACAAAAGAUCAACCAGUAGAAGAGAAGAAUGUGAAGAAUAAAUCCAGAAGAGAGACAUCCAGAAGAGCCCCCAAACCUGUCGAACCUGACAGCGACAACGACUCUGAAGAUGGUUCUGAAAACAGUGAUAAUAGUCGGGGAGGAUUAUCUAAUAAUGGCCGACAAUCGAAAUUUACUCCAACCAAAGCGUCUUCUGGAAGCAGUGCAAAUCGGCAACCAUCCGAACCUAGACCUUUCACCAACUAUACUGCUGAUGAGAACCUCGUCCGCCCUCGCAUUAGGCCUUCUCAUGACAGUGCAAAGAAGCAGCCAUCUCAGGCUAGACAAGUCACGGAGGACACAGAGGAUGUUGAAGAAAAGAGACAUUACUACAAAGGAGAACCCUGGAGAGGUACUACGAACACGCAGCCUUUCCGCUCUAGUUCUGAAGAUCGCAGAGAAGAGUUCACCCGUCACCACCAUCAACCAAAAGUAAAUACGGAGACGCAGCCUGCCUUGCCUAGCAAGCUCAUUGGCUUUUCUGAUGAUGAAGAAAAACCAGCAACUCGCCCUCAACGGAAAGCGGAUCCAUUCAUUGAGAGAACCCAAUAUAAAGAAAUGUUAGAAACAUGGAGAUCUCCUGAUCGCAGAGAAGAGUUUGGCACCCGUCACCACCAUCAACCAAAAGUAAAUACGGAGACACAGCCUGCCUUGCCUAGCAAGCUCAUGGGCUUUUCUGAUGAUGAAGAAAAACCAGCAACUCGCCCUCAACGGAAAGCGGUAUCUUUUCCUAUACAAAAUAGGAUGAACCACAAUCCAAAAAAAGACGUUGAACAAAAAGGAAACCUUUCAAGGAAACCUCGAACUCAUUUCUCCAGAUAUUUUGCAGCAUGUAUGAAAUAUUUUGUUCCGGCUCUCCUCCUCGUCCUGGCUGUGGGCGUAGCGGCUGUGCUUUACAUAUCACCAGAGUCAGUCCAUAAGUUCACAGAUCAGUUUCUAGAUGCACCAGAAGUCCAAAAAGAUCUGAAGGAUGACUUUGAGAACCUUACCAGCGUUUUCACCAACCAAUCUCCGCUGAUGUGGAAAAGAAGUAGAGUCAUUUUGGAGCGUCACCUGGAAAACUGGAAGAAAAAUACAGAGCCCGCUAUCCUCCUCCUCACUGGUGCCAGGGAUGCAGAACAGACUCUGCUCUGUAUUGGCACCCAGCUAGCAGAUAUCUAUUCCUCCUCCCUUGGUGGCAACUACACAGUGAUUUCAGGAUCAAACUGGGCGUCUGAAAGCAGCGAGGUGGUUAAAGCACACAUUGAUGAUCAUCUGAGCGCCCAUUUCCAAGCCAAGACCAGUGCAGCCAUUCUGCAUCGCUUAGAGCUUCUGCCGUCUGGGUCGCUGCUGAUUCUCUACAAGUACUGUGACCAUGAAUCGGCCGUCUUCAAAAACGUGAUGCUGCUGUUCACGGUGCUCUUGGAUGAGGCAACUCUGGCAAAGGACAUUCCACUUAAUGAUCUGGAAGAGACCGUGAGAGAGUUUUUAAUCGACAAACUAAUUGGCCCAGAGACCGAGAACGCGGCCUCCCAUGAUUGGAUGGAUCGCGACAAGUUUAGUGGAGUCUGGAGCCGCAUAUCGCACGUAGUGCUUCCUGUUUUCCCUGAAGAGACUAUCCCGGAGCAGUGUGUGAAGAAACCAAUCUGAAGCAUGGAGUCCAAGGGAAUAGCAUUGGAUACCCCACCCGAAUGCAUGGGCGUUGUUACCCACUUCAGUGUCCUAUGGACAAAAUAGCCUCAUGUAGGUUACAUUAAAUGGUGGAGGCAGCAUUGUAUUAUAUUGGUAUUUCCGGAUAUCAUAUACCACCAGCAUUCCAAGGACAACGCCGUUGCAAAAGAAAAAAAUAUAGAUUUGAAUCCAUUCAAUCACAGACUGUUCAGAUGAGGGGUUUUUUUCCCAACCCCAUAGACAAAUUUAAAAAAAAGUACUUGCCUACAUGGAUCCUGCUAUUCCAUUAUUUUUAUUUUUUUCCUUCUGUUGCCUCACGUCUUCUGACUCCUUUCUUCCCAUCGAAAUCACAGAAAAGAAAAACGCAACUUUUAUUAAUAUAAUUGAAAGGAUCAAAAGGUGACCGUCCCUAAUACAUCUCUAAAAAACGGAUUCCUUCCUAGGGAGCGGAUUAGCCGCCCUGACAAGAGCGAUCCCACUGUCUUCAAAGCUGUCCCUAGCUCACCCUAAUCUGUUAGAGGACAAAGCGGACGAAGGACAGAUAUACAGUGGGGUCAACAAUCUUGUACCAGUUAUGUGGCCUCCAUCGUAAACCACAAGCCACGCCAUGAAGAGAUGCAGAGAAUCCUCCUGUAAUGUAAUACUAGCCAAAAAUUAAACAAGUGUACCGAUGUAAAUACAUCAUCAUAGGCCCUACGCGUUUCUCCCCCACGUACUCAACCAUAGGUUUCAUCAGGAGCAAAAUCACUGAAAAGCUGUCUAGUUACUGCCAUGAUGUGAAUGAUUUGAUAACUUAUGUACCGUGUUCACAUUAUAGGGUAUUUCUGUGGAGCGACUUGCUCUAGUACCUUUAGAGGUGUAUUCUCAUCAUAAACAUUCAUGACCUAUUGACUAGAUAUGUUAGCAAGGUCUGACCUCUGGGGUGGCCUACAACUAAGGGGUACUAAAAAAAUAUUGUUCCAAUAAUGCAACACAGACCAUUAUCUUGAACCCAUUUUCUCCAGGCUCGGUGCGGGCCAGCCAUCGUUCUUUAGGCUUCAUGCACACGACCGUAUCCAUAUUUCAGUCCUGAAAAUAGAGAUCGCUUCUGCAUGCAUUCUGCAUUCUUCCCAUUCCAAUCAAUUGAAAUAUGGAAUAGAAAUGGCUGUUUUCUCCCUCAAUAUAAUAUAAAUUCCGGAACGGCCAUACAAAUCCGCCCCAAAAAAUUGGAUGGCCCUAUAAAAAUAAAUGGGUCCGUGUGCUACCCUAAAAAAAAAUGCAGAUGGCACACGGAGGAUAGAGUCUUGUGCAUGAGGCAUUAUUCUGGAGAAAACGUCUUGUCAGUGUGGAUAGUCAACAUUAUUUUGUGUCAGUCUAUGAUCCCCAUACAAAAACAGCAAGUUAUGACUACACUUAGUUUUU